Neolamprologus brichardi is the source of this 2138-nucleotide messenger RNA. It is a transcript of the gene slc17a7a, whose product is annotated as solute carrier family 17 member 7a. The record is from RefSeq and is a predicted model, not a curated record. Gene Ontology annotation, molecular function: neurotransmitter transmembrane transporter activity; L-glutamate transmembrane transporter activity. NCBI's taxonomy places the organism in Eukaryota, Metazoa, Chordata, Actinopteri, Cichliformes, Cichlidae. Gene Ontology annotation, biological process: transmembrane transport; regulation of synapse structure or activity; neurotransmitter loading into synaptic vesicle. Gene Ontology annotation, cellular component: synaptic vesicle membrane; excitatory synapse.
ACAGGAGGGCGCGCGGGACAUCAGCACACCGGCCGGGUCAAGGAGCUGCAAAGAUGGAGAUCCGACCAGACAGGUUUAAGGCGGUCGCGGGCAAAACUUUGGGGAAAAUUCACAGGCUGAUUGAGAAACGGCAGCCAAAUGGAGAAACUAUUGAGCUGUCGGCGGAGGGUCGUCCUGAGCUGGUGGAGGAGAAGGAGCUGCCUGUGGUGGACUGCACCUGCUUCGGCCUGCCCCGGCGGUACAUCAUCGCCAUCCUGUCUGGCCUGGGCUUCUGCAUCUCCUUUGGCAUCAGGUGCAACCUAGGUGUGGCCAUUGUAAGCAUGGUCAAUGAUCAUACUGUCUACAAAGGCAACAAGGAAGUACUUGUGGCUGCACAGUUCACCUGGGAUCCAGAGACAGUGGGGAUGAUUCACGGCUCCUUCUUCUGGGGCUACAUCGUCACACAAAUCCCGGGUGGCUUUAUAUGUCAAAAAUUUGCAGCAAACAGAGUGUUCGGCUUUGCCAUCGUGGCCACAUCGACGCUCAACAUGCUGAUUCCAACUGCCGCUCGCUGCCAUUACAGCUGCGUCAUACUUGUCAGGAUAUGCCAGGGCCUUGUAGAGGGCGUAUCAUACCCAGCCUGUCAUGGGAUCUGGGCCAAGUGGGCACCUCCUCUUGAGCGAAGUCGAUUAGCCACGACAGCUUUUUGUGGAUCCUAUGCUGGGGCAGUGGUGGCCAUGCCUUUAGCUGGGAUACUAGUGCAAUACACUGGGUGGCCUUCUGUAUUUUAUGUCUAUGGCAGCUUUGGGAUAUUCUGGUAUUUGUUUUGGAUUCUGGUGUCAUACGAGAGUCCUGCAGCCCAUCCCACCAUCUCACCAGAGGAGAGGAAAUACAUUGAAGAUGCGAUCGGAGAGUCUGCAUCAUUUCUCAAUCCCCUUCAAAAAUUUAAAACCCCGUGGAGACACUUCUUCACCUCCAUGCCAGUCUAUGCCAUUAUUGUGGCCAACUUCUGCAGGAGCUGGACCUUCUACCUGCUGCUCAUCAGCCAGCCGGCCUACUUUGAAGAAGUCUUUGGCUUUGAGAUCAGCAAGGUGGGCAUAGUGUCAGCUUUGCCCCAUCUGGUGAUGACAAUCAUCGUGCCUAUUGGGGGCCAGUUGGCUGACUACUUGAGAACCCACAACCUGAUGUCCACCACCAACGUCAGGAAGCUCAUGAACUGUGGAGGUUUUGGGAUGGAAGCCACCCUCCUGCUGGUGGUGGGCUACUCUCACACAAAGGGUAUUGCCAUCUCCUUCUUGGUCCUGGCGGUGGGAUUCAGUGGAUUUGCUAUCUCAGGGUUUAAUGUCAAUCACUUGGAUAUCGCGCCUCGAUAUGCCAGCAUACUGAUGGGCAUUUCAAACGGAGUGGGAACGUUAUCUGGAAUGGUGUGUCCUCUCAUAGUUGGUGCCAUGACCAAACACAAGACGCGUGAGGAGUGGCAGUACGUCUUCCUUAUAGCCUCACUUGUUCAUUAUGGAGGAGUGGUUUUCUAUGGACUCUUUGCAUCAGGAGAAAAGCAGCCUUGGGCAGACAUAGAGGACACAAGUGAGGAGAAGUGCGGUAUAAUCGACGAGGAUGAACUGGCCAAUGAAACAGAAGAGAUGUACCGCGGAGGGGGGCAGUACGGAGCCAUAAGCCAAUCAGGGGCUGGUUUCAACGGUGGAGGAGGAGGAGGAGGUGGAGCAGGGUCAGGAUGGGUGACAGACUGGGAUAAGUCUGAGGAGUAUGUGCAGCCGCCCGGAUAUAACUCCUACAUGUACGGGGGAGAAGUAGAGAAGGAGCUCACAUAGAAGACUGACGUGACACAAGUUUUAAAAAAUAAUAUUAACAAGAUAAAAAAAAAUGAAAGAGGAAGUGUGUUUCUGGAGAACGACUGCAAGAGAGUCACUGAACAGACCUGCUGUGUGCUUCUUAAAAUUUACAACAGCACAUAUCAAAAGAGUGGAUCAGAUUCAUUCCACUGUAGGUGUGUGUGUUUGUGUGUGUGUGUGUGUGUGUGAGAGAGAGAGACAGUGUGCGUGUGCAAGCAUGUGCAUGCAGAGUGCUAAAUAUACACAAAAAAACUGAUUUCAACUUCAUCAGAACUCAUCUUACAUCCUCAUCCUGAUGCUCAUUGUGAU